Messenger RNA from Echinostoma caproni, 2346 nucleotides. Lineage: Eukaryota; Metazoa; Platyhelminthes; Trematoda; Plagiorchiida; Echinostomatidae. The record is from the annotation of a GenBank genome assembly.
AUGGCGAAAUGUAUCUUCCCUGGGGUUGGAAAUCGUUCCGCUGUAAUCGACAUAACUCGUCCUUGUCCACCUGGAGAGUACCAGUGUCAGGACGGUCGAUGCCUAUCGUCCAAUUUAUUCUGUAACGGUCGUCCCGAUUGUCCUGACGGUUCCGACGAGUCUCAACGCUACUGUGGUGUGGAUGUGGUCGUCACUCCCGGUUCGAUUCGUACGAAGCCGUUCGAAAUGUUCCGAUUCGAGUGCAAUUCGUCUGUGCCGGGUACACAGCCCAUGGUUCUGUUUGAUGGUCUUCCAAUACAGUCGGAUAGCAGAUUUGUGGUCAUCCGACCGAGCACGGAACAAGUGGUUGUCAUGGCUCCGCAAGGUUUGCCCGAUCAUGGUGGACACAUCUUCAGAUGUGUUUCAGUCACCGGUUCUAGCAAAGAAAUAACUGUGGAAAUGGAAACUGAGUGUCCACCGGGACAGUACCAAUGUGAUGGUGGUCGCUGUAUUUCACCAACCUCGAUAUGCGACGGUCGACCUGAUUGUCCCGAUGGAUCGGACGAGAAUCCCGUCUAUUGUGCACUGGAUCUACUUAUCAUUCCCGGUUACAUCUACAUUCAACCACGUGAGGUGUUUGAGUUCGUUUGUGAAUCUCGUGCCGGUGGAAGUCCACCUCACGUUCGAUUUGUCGACGGGCGUCCAGUGGAAUCCGAUUCCCGAUUUACCGUAUCCCGACCCACCUCGCAUCGUGUUGUAGUUCGAGCGGAAGACGGGAUCGAUGAGACAGAUCACGAUACCAGAAUGAUAUGUUACACUGCGGAGGGUCUGAGCCGCGAGAUUGUCGUUCGUGUGCAAACCCGUUGCCCAUCCGGACAGCGACAAUGUCGCGACGGUCGAUGCCUGCCCGAGCACUACUUCUGUAACGGUCGUCCAGAUUGCGCAGACGGAUCGGAUGAGGACCCAGCCAUCUGCGGCACUAUCGGUGGUGACGUUACGGUCAGACCCGGAGCAAUCAAUGUGCGACUGUUCGAAUCAUUUCAGUUCGAAUGCAUCUCGCCCGUGCCCGACGUGGCUCCACAAGUCAGUUUUGAUGGGGAACCAGUGGAACGGUACGCGCAAUUCACUGUGUCUCGCCCCAGCACGGAUCGCGUGGUUGUUAACACGCCAUAUGGACUGUCCGAACCCGGUAUCCAUUUGUUCAGCUGUCACAUUGUAAACGGUACACCCAAAGAAGUAUUGGUUCGAGUGGAAGACGGCUGUGGUCCAAGCGAGUUUCGAUGUCGUGAUGGAACUUGUAUUCCCCGAUCGUCUGUUUGCGACAGACGUCCAGAUUGCCCUGACGGAUCUGACGAGUCCCGAUCCGAAUGCCCCGAUCAAGUGGUACAGGUCACUGUGCGUUUCACACCCAGCGAGAUCCGCGUGCAGCCGGGACGUCGCGUGCAUCUAGAAUGUCGUACAGAUGCUCCCGGAAGUAGUCCAACCGUACGAUUCGCUGACGGUCGACCAAUCAGUGAAGACUCGCGAUUUGUUAUCACCAGGCCGAACACAGAGACAGUGGUGAUCGAAGUACCGUACGGAUUUGAUGCGUCCACUCGUCGAGUUGUCCUCAUAUGUGAGUCGCCCACUGGAGAUAGCAAAACAUCGACAAUUCAUGUGGAUCAGGGCUGCCAGGUUGGACAACGACGCUGUCCCGGAGGUGAUUGUAUCUUUGUGGGACAAUUUUGUGACGGGAUUGAGCACUGUCCGGACGGAUAUGAUGAGCGACCGGAGAACUGCGCCAUCUGCGAUCCAAUCUCGGUGCCUUGUCAACCAGUUAACGGACAACAGCCAUCGGUUACGCACUUCCAAUUGCAUUGGCUUUGCGACGGAGACAACGACUGUGGGAAUGGAUUUGACGAGCUGAACUGCCGAAACGAUACCCGCCAUUUGGAUCCGAGCUGUGGCUCAACACACUUCCAGUGCACUUCAUCACCGUAUCAACACAUCCCAUUCUCCUACUGGUGUGACGGUACCAUCGAUUGCCGUGGUGGUGAAGAUGAACAGGACUGUGCACGACCGGCGAUUGUUGAAUCCGGUCAUCGGGAACCGUAUAAGGUUCGUCCCGGUGACACACUGGUCCUCGAAUGUGAAGCGUCCGGCGUUCCACCACCGAUGAUUAUAUGGCGUUUCAACUGGGGCUGCCUUCCUGAUGUUGCUCGAGCGCGGAUCGAAGUGGUUCCCGGACGUUCCGAUUGUCGUGGAUCACGUAGCCGUUUGACAAUUACCGGAUUUCGUGCAGGCGAUGAUGGAAUUUACAACUGUGAGGCGUUGGCUUACAGUCACCGUGCCAUGUCACAAGAUAUCCUUGUGCUGCUGGACGAUUAA